AUGGCAGCGUUGGAAGACGAGUUUGAAGAUGCGCCUGAUGUAGAACCUUUAGAACCAACAUUAAAAAAUAUUAUCGAGCAGAAAUCUUUAAAAUGGAUAUUUGUCGGGGGGAAAGGUGGUGUCGGUAAAACGACGUGUAGCUGUAGUUUGGCUGUCCAGCUGGCUGCUGUCAGAGAGAGUGUCCUUAUCAUCUCUACUGAUCCUGCACAUAACAUCUCCGAUGCUUUUGACCAGAAGUUCUCAAAGGUGCCUACAAAAGUCAAGGGCUAUGACAACUUGUUUGCCAUGGAAAUUGAUCCAAGCUUGGGAGUCGCAGAGCUGCCUGAUGAGUUCUUUGAGGAAGACAACAUGCUCAGCAUGGGAAAAAAGAUGAUGCAGGAAGCCAUGAGCGCCUUCCCUGGCAUUGAUGAAGCCAUGAGCUAUGCCGAGGUCAUGAGGUUAGUUAAAGGAAUGAACUUCUCCGUGGUUGUCUUUGACACCGCACCUACUGGCCACACGCUCCGCCUGCUUAACUUUCCUACCAUAGUGGAACGUGGUUUGGGCCGACUCAUGCAGAUCAAGAACCAGAUUAGUCCGUUCAUAUCCCAGAUGUGCAACAUGCUGGGGCUGGGUGACAUGAAUGCUGACCAGCUGGCGUCAAAGCUGGAAGAAACACUUCCUGUUAUCCGUUCUGUUAGUGAGCAGUUCAAAGACCCUGAGCAAACCACAUUCAUUUGUGUGUGUAUCGCCGAGUUCCUGUCCCUGUAUGAAACAGAGCGGCUAAUUCAGGAACUGGCAAAGUGCCGUAUUGAUACGCACAACAUCAUUGUCAACCAGCUUGUUUUUCCCGAUGCUGAGAGACCGUGUAAAAUGUGUGAAGCACGCCACAAGAUUCAGUCCAAGUAUUUGGACCAGAUGGAGGACCUUUAUGAAGAUUUCCACAUAGUCAAAUUGCCUUUGUUACCCCAUGAAGUUCGGGGUGCUGACAAGGUCAACACAUUCUCCAAGCAACUUCUGGAACCCUACAAACCACCAAAUAAGUAA
Nerophis lumbriciformis (worm pipefish) is the source of this 1023-nucleotide messenger RNA. NCBI's taxonomy places the organism in Eukaryota, Metazoa, Chordata, Actinopteri, Syngnathiformes, Syngnathidae. The record is from RefSeq and is a predicted model, not a curated record.